AUGGGUACCCGAGACAAAUGUAAAUGUAAAAACACUACUAAUAAAGACUGUCAGCAAUGUAAACUGUGUGAAUUGAUUUAUCACGAACUUUGUUCAGGUUUGCGAUGUGCUCAAUGUGGAGAAUCAUUUCGUUACAAAUGUUUGUCGAUGACAAGUGAAGAUUAUGACUUCAUAAAGAAAUGUCGCAACUUAAUCUUUAAAUGUGAUAAUUGCAUUGAUUCCUUGCCAUCCGUAGAGCAACUGGUAAAGAAUUUUGAUGAAAAUAAUAAAGUUUUGCUUAAAGAGAUAAGUAAAUUACAUAAAAUGAAAGAAAGCAUGAAGUCCGAAAUUAAUGAUUUCAAAGUGAAACUUGUUGCUGAAGAUAAUAAUGAAUUGCGUACGUUAGAAAAAUCAAGAGUAGAAUUAUGCGAUGAAAUGAAAAAUUUCAAAACUGAAUUAAAAUCUUCCUGGUCUGAGGUCGUCAGUCGUGAAGUGAAAAAAAACAUCGAUGUAAUAAAUAUCGAGGUAAAGAAAAAUGUUGAUGUGAUAAAUACAGAGGUUAAAUGUUUGCAAGAAACAUUAAACGAAUCGGCUGAACAAAAGGAACGCGAGAAUAAUAUGAUGAUCUUCCGCUUGAAAGAAAGUGAUGCUGACAAAAAACACGUUUUGAAGAUCCUUAACCACCUUUCUGACGGUGUUAUAACUGACAAGAAUGUCAUAAAAUUAAUAAGAAUUGGUAAAAGAAGUGAACAUGUCAUUAGACCAAUAUUGCUAAAAUUUGAUGAUUUAAGACUCAAGGAUUUACUUUUUAAAAAUAUAGGUAAAAUGAAAACAAUUGGUGAUGAUCUCGCACAGGUAAGGUUAAGUCAUGAUCUUACCAGAGAACAAAGAAAUCAAUUAAAAAAAUUCCUUGAGGAGGCUCAGAAAAAGACUGUUGAUAGUAAAGGGGAUUUUUUGUUCAAAGUUCGAGGAGAUGUGGGAAAGUGGCGGGUUGUGAAAAUACCAGCUGGAAAGAUAUAG
Messenger RNA from Helobdella robusta, 999 nucleotides. RefSeq lists its product as hypothetical. The record is from RefSeq and is a predicted model, not a curated record. The transcript has a single exon. Bases 1 to 999 code for a protein of 332 amino acids. Lineage: Eukaryota; Metazoa; Annelida; Clitellata; Rhynchobdellida; Glossiphoniidae.